Nicrophorus vespilloides is the source of this 3499-nucleotide messenger RNA. RefSeq names its product serine/arginine repetitive matrix protein 2 (gene Srrm234). Bases 163 to 2871 code for a protein of 902 amino acids. The record is from RefSeq and is a predicted model, not a curated record. The transcript is spliced from 11 exons. Lineage: Eukaryota; Metazoa; Arthropoda; Insecta; Coleoptera; Silphidae.
UUGUACAUUACUUCAUGUUGGUGGGUCGCGGUUGUAGCAGAAGUCGUGAAAACCAACAAAAACAAUUUACUUGAAUUACAUAAACUCGUGUAUUGAGUUUGCCGCCAACGAACAAAUAUUAUGUAUUUGUGAUUUGCAAGUGUUAACUAUAAGUAGUCAAUAAUGUAUAAUGGAAUUGGGUUAGCCACAUCCCGUGGUUCUGGAACCAAUGGGCAUGUGCAGAGGAAUUGGGCUCUGGUAAAACCUACGAAGAAGGAAAAGAAUUACAGGACAGAGGAGGAUUUAGCUGCCUUGGAUGCAGCAACCAACAGACAACCUAACAAGGAGAUUUUGGAUCAUGAACGUAAGAGGAAAGUUGAACUGAAAUGUGCUGAAUUUGCUGAAAUUUUGGAGGAACAAGGUUUCAGUGAAGAGACAAUCAGUGCUAAAGUUAGUAACUACAGGAGCAUGUUGACGACGCAUGAGAAGAAGUUAGACAAACCCACGGAUAUGUGGGGAAGACCAAGUGUCACGGAAACCCAUCAAGUGGCCGAAGCCCUGCAAGAGAAGAACGCCAGGCUUCGAGAGGCCUUCGGGAUAUCCGAGUAUUUUGUGAACGGAAGCAGUUUCGAUCCGGAUAGGCAGGCCAAGGAGGAGGUGGCUAGGGCGAACGCCAUCCAAAGCGAGAAACUGCGAACUUUGGAUAAGGAAAAACGCUACGAAUUGGUGAGGACCCCAAGUCCUCCACCCACCGCUGUUCAAGAAACUGCAACUUCAGAAACGGGCGAUCAAAAACUGAAGACGAAAAAGCGCAAACACAGUAUAUCUGAAGAAGGAAAGAAAAAGAAGAAGUCUAAGAAGCGCAAGAAGGAGAGGGCGAAGAAAACUAAGAAAAAGAAGUCCAAGAAGCACCACGAGAGCGAGGACAGUGACGACUCCAGCAGCGAGGCAUCAUCCAGCGAAGACGAAGAGAAGACCAAAAAGCGGAAGAAAAAGAAGAAAAAGAAGAGCUCCAAGAAGAAGAGGCAGCACCACAGGAGGUCCACUUCGGCAAGCUCCAGAGACAGCUCUCCUGAAGUGAAAAAGAAAAGGCAUCGUUCAGUAUCAAAAGGUAAAGAUGAUGCGACAGCUGUCAAAGGAAAGCAGCGCUCGGAAUCGAAGAAGAAGGUUCAGCACAAGCACCGAUCCAGGACUCCUGUUUCGAGGACGCGAUCACCGAAAGCCGAUAAACCGGUUAAUAGGAAGGAGCGGACACCUUCGCCGAAGGAACAGAAGCGUCGCGGCAGGUCCAGGGAGAGGAAGAACAAGGUAGAGAAGACGACUCGAAGUGGUUCGAUGGAGCGCAGGAAGAGCAGGCGACCGUCACCAGAAGAAAUUACAAAAAGAAACCAGAACCGCCGCAGCCCGUCGAGGGAGCGGAACAACCAUUAUCGUAACCGCAGUCCGAUUCGCAGAAGCAUGUCGAAGGAGAGGAGCUACAGGAAUCCUUCGAGAGAUCGCAGCCGCAGAGACAGGAGUCGCAGCAGGCGUGGUAGAAGCCCCGAAACAAAUCGUAAACAGGAUAGGAGUUUAAGCAGAUACGAUAAUGACCGUGUUGUUGUAAAACAGGAGAGAAGUCCUGUCCGGAGGGACUAUAGGAAGAGUCCAAUGAAACGCGAGAAAAGUGAAACUCGUAAUGAAAAGAGUCCUGCGAGGCACGAGAGAGCGGAGAACAGUCCUGUAAAACGUGAAAGAAGCCAGAGCGGUAAACGAGAAAGGAGACGUGAGAGAAGUCACUCCAGGCAUGAUAAGAGUGCGAACAGACACGAAUCUAGUCCUGGUAGGCGAGAUAGAAGUCCUAGCAUGCACGAGAACAACCGUGGAAAAGUGGAUAGAAGUCCAGACAAGCAAGAGCGCAGCCCAUUCAGACAGAGUCGCAGUCGCAGCAAGCGCGACAACAGUCACAGCAGGAAUCGCUCACGAGAUGACAGCAGAAAUAAGUAUAGGAAUAAGUCCAGGGAGAGGAGAACACCAACCAAGCCGUUUGUCGAGAAGAGAUCCGAAAGAAGGAUGUCCACAAAGUCUCCAGAGAAGCAGUCUGCCAGCAAAGUCAGAACAAGGACUCCAACUUCUCCGCCUCCAGCUAUGCCCGAGAAUAGAAAGAAACGUAAGAACUCGCAUUCCGGUUCAGAGCCGAACAGUCCGAAGAAGAAGCGCUCUCCGAGAGUUCAGGUACCCGUCGUUAGACUAAGAUCCUCAAGCGAUGAGGACGUUUCUGAUAGAGACUGCGAUAAUGUUGACGAAGAAGGCGAACGCGAGAAGAGGAUGCUUCGGUUGCUGCAAACCGAUUUGGCUGCAAAAGCACGCGAAGCUAUCGAGAAGAAAAUGCCCAAAAAGAAUGCAUCAGAUAGCAACAUCAACAAUCCGAUUGCACCGCUGGUGAACAGUGGGCAGGCCGAUGAAGAUGAAGGAGGAAAAGGACAAACCAAAGGAGAUGACGACGACAACCACAAGCCUCAAGCUGAAUCGAAAUCCAGGAGCAGGAGUCGAAGCAGCUCGAGGUCUUCAUACAGUCGUUCAUCGUCAUCCUCGUCGUCUAGUACGAGAUCAUCUAGAUCGAGAAGCAGGUCUAGUUCGCACUCUAGGAGCUCUUCGAGCAGUUCCAGUAGCACUUCAAGAUCUCGUUCCCCUUCGAUACCGAGAAGGCACGGCUCGCCCAGUUUCCUGGAUCGCAGGAGGAUCACCAGCGCUAGGAAGAGGCCGAUACCUUAUUGCCGGCAGACGCCGUCUUCGCCCUCUUCAGCAAGUAGCUCCAGCAGCACCUACAACAGUCCUUACUACAAUAGACACCAACGAAGCACCAGCAGAUCAUUGAGCCGAUCAACGGUCACACCAAACGCAGACUUCAAAUAAGCUUUUUUUUCACUUCAACUUAAAUCCAAUAACAACAACGAUAUUAAUUUAAUGUUAAUUCUUUUCAAUUAACACCUAGGUGAUAUUAUUUCUUAGAUCAAAUCUAUCUAGUCACGAUCUAGUCUUAUUUAAUUAAUUAAUUAUUUAUUUAUUUAUUCUAAAAAAGAAAUGCUCCGGCAUAUAUACCAAUGAUUUUAAUUCUUAAAUCUAGUCAACCCACGAUAUUAUUGAAUUAAGCGACAAUUUGUAAAUACACAAAUGAAAGGAUAUAUUUGUUCUCAUUAUUCUGUGCAAUGUAUUUAAGUUAUAAGUUUUUAAACCAAAUUUGUAUAAAGAUCUGAGGAGAAGGAUGAAAAAAAACCAGAGUUAGAAAGAUCGAUUUAGUACAAAUUGGCCUAUUGAUGUUUUGGCCGUGUAUCUCGAGAGGAACACAAGCGUAUAUAGAUCAGUGGCAUAUUAAUAAAUGAGGAACAAGAAAUCGAGAAACGUUCUCAUUAUUCUAAUUAGCAAAAUUCUUACAUAAUCAAAUUGUAUUGCAUUUGAAUCUUCCAAAUUAUGCCACUGAUAUUGUAACUAAACAAUAAUUAUAUUUGGCAAAUGACCAAUUGAUAUUUACUAUUAUUAUUAU